Molecule: messenger RNA, 414 nt
Organism: Galeopterus variegatus (Sunda flying lemur)
Lineage: Eukaryota; Metazoa; Chordata; Mammalia; Dermoptera; Cynocephalidae
Product: spermatogenesis-associated protein 6-like
Exons: 4
Biological process (GO): motile cilium assembly; spermatogenesis
Molecular function (GO): myosin light chain binding
Source: RefSeq, a predicted model, not a curated record
GUUGAUCCCCCAAGUCCCAGGGCUGAUACUUUACAUGGAUCAUCUAGCAGAGACUGUGAAAGAGAUGGGUGGUUCAGGAUGCACAAUGAUCAUUCCCAUCUUGGCUGCUGCCGACCCAAGGAUUAUAAGGUUAUCAGGACACCCCAUGGGAGAGAUUUCGAUGACUCUUUAGAAAGGUGUGAAGAGUAUUUGAGCUCAAGGUCAUGUAACAAGCCCCAGCAUUCAGCAAGGACCUUACUAGUUCAUUCAGCACCCUCUACAGUGCCGAAGCAUUCUCCAAGCCCUGUGUUAAAUAGAGCUUCUCUCAGGGAAAGAUUCCGUUCUGAUUGGUGUUCAUCUUCAAACUGCGAUGAGAUCCAUGACCGGGUAAAAAAUGUCUUGAAAUCACAUCAGGCUCAUCAAAGACAUUUAUAU